AGUUUGCAGAGCGUGCCGCGGGCCCAGCACACAUUUUUGGGCGAGGACCGCUUGGCCAUGGAACCGGCUGCUGACGUGCGGGCAGUGCGGCGGACAGCUGUUCGGCGCGCAGCCACAGGUGCAGUGCUGUUGUGUCUGGGCCAUGCCCAUGCUUUCGUGGCGCCAGCGUGGCGCACAGGUGUUGAGUUGCAGCAACCCAUGCCAGACCUUGGCCAGGUGGUGAUUGCAGACAACCCACAGGACUUGACGCCUUUGGAGAAGUUUGGCCCCGAUCCUUUCUUCUAUGGUUACAUCAUUAUCUCUUUGCUCGUCGUUGCUGUAUCUCUUUACUUGAUUACGAAGCCCUACUGGGAGCAGCGGUGGUUGAUCGAGCGAAUCAACGCGCAGAAGCUCAAGUUCAUCACGAACGAGGAUGAGGCAACCCCUCGUGAGCAGUUCGAGCUGGGCCGAAUGUACAAUGCUUUGAAGGAUUUCCCCAGUGCAUUGGCCGAGUUUGAAGAAGUAGAAGAGGACUUUGGUGAAAUUGCCGAAGUGCUAGACCCAGAGGACGCCAUGGGUGCGCUUGCAGCAAGGGCGCAGCUGCACAAUAGCAAAGGCUUUGCUUUGAUGAAAUUGGAGCCACCGCGAACGGCUCAAGCAAGACGUGAGUUUGUGCGGGCUGUUACGUACUGGCCUGAAUAUCCUGAGGCUCUGCUAAACAUUGGCAGAGAACUCAUCAAGAGAAAGCGUUUUGAUGUGGCGGUACGAACGCUGAACACAGCCUUGAAGUGGCAGCCUGGAAACGAUGAUAUCGCAGACUUUGCGGAGCAGGCCAGGAAGGCCAUGGAUGGUCAACUGACUGAGAAGGAGAUGAAAGAAUUGGCUUAGAUGCCUUAGGAGGAAGGUGGCAGGAUAAGUGAUGCCUGCAGAUCAACUCAGCCUCUCACAAUUGGGGGAGUUCAAUCCCACCAAAGAGAUGAAUCAUUUGACAGUGGGAGAAACACCCUGACAGGUGAAGUCGGUUUCAAGGGCCGUUCGGCCAGGUCACGUUCGCUGCAUUUUCCUCCAAUUUUUGCGCAAAUGCCGGCGAACAUUGAAGAACGUCCACUUGACGCCUGGACAGAUACUUCUGGGUCACAAAGCAGCCACACCAAUGAAACAAGUUGGACUUUUACCUCCUCGUGGAUUCAUUCCAACGGCAUUCGGCACCUGUGCGCUUACUUUCGCUUUGCUCCAACGGUGGCCGAGUUUUUCACACCUGAAAGGCGUGGGUGUCUAGUCGACACCAUCCAAGGCCUCUCUCUUCCUCUUGAACAAGCUUGAUCAAAACUCAGCCUGUCACUGUAACAUAUCGGUUGACUAGAGGCACAUCUUGGUUUCCCGAUAGAGUCUUGAUUCGACAUCAUCGACUGCGCAUAUUGAUUUCGUCCCGAGCAUGGCGAGGUUUGAGGUUUCGCAGAGUCCGGGCCAUGUCCAGCCGGGGCCCUGUCCAGACCGACCCUCCAAUGUGAUGAAGCUGUGAGGACCAAGAAUC
Molecule: messenger RNA, 1513 nt
Organism: Durusdinium trenchii
Lineage: Eukaryota; Dinophyceae; Suessiales; Symbiodiniaceae
Source: the annotation of a GenBank genome assembly